Seminavis robusta is the source of this 2063-nucleotide messenger RNA. Lineage: Eukaryota; Bacillariophyta; Bacillariophyceae; Naviculales; Naviculaceae. The record is from the annotation of a GenBank genome assembly.
CACUCUGUCCCCAUGGCAUCCUGGCCCACUUUACUUUCUUGGUGCUUUAUCCGCUUUCAUUCUCUCUGUGCCGUUGUUGUGGUUGCCGCUCUUGAUCUCAGCCCUGUUCAGUCUAAGCAGAAGGACUUAUACUGUAUACCUUUAUUGUUGUUGGCAGUAUCAUUGACAGACAAAAGCACUUGGUUGUAUUCAGAUUGACUAUUAUCUUCCAUAUACCCCAAAUCAACCCAAAUCCUGAACAAUGACAGAAUCCACUACCGGUACUAGUGCUACUAGCAAUGGCAAACCCAAGUUGGAAGAAGCGCAGAGCACUGCCGACAUUUUGGUUGGUUUUGUGACGAUGAGUAUUCUCUUUACGAUCAUUAUCGGCGUGGCUCUCUUUUUCCUAAUUGGAUCCAUCCAGAGUCCUUCCAAAGUGGGUCUCUUUGUGGUGCUACCCUAUUAUACCUACACCAUGUUUCUCCGACGUGACGAACUGAAGGAUGGCAAUCAUUGGCAUCACUUUAGUCAAAACUUUUUCGUUUUGAACAUUUUCCGUCGCUAUCUGCGCUUGGAGAUUCAAAAACCCAUUCCACCACAAGUCUUGGCACUAGACUCGCAAGACAAGGCGCAAGUCCUGCUGGCCGUCUUUCCCCACGGAUCCAAUUCCGAUUAUCGGGUCGCCAUGGAUGGCAUUUUGCACGAGGCAUUGCCCAUAUUGGCGGAGAAAGUGCGAACCUUGACGGCUUCGUCUCUGUUUCGCGUGCCUCUGGCACGAGAGAUUGCCUUGUGGACGGGAUGCGUCGAUGCGUCCAGAAAGGUGGCCGAACGACAAUUCGAUCAAGGACGGUCCAUUUUGGUGCUACCGGGAGGAGAACAAGAACAAAUUCGAACCCAAAAUGGCCGUGAGUUGGUGUAUGUGGAUAAACGAAAGGGGUUCAUCAAAUUGGCACUGCGCAAAAACGUGCCCGUCGUUCCCGUCUACGUCUUUGGCGCCAGUGAUUUGUAUCAUACCAGCAAUGCCGCAUUUGGACUAAGGUUGGCACUCGUCAAGAAUCUCGGUGUAGCCAUUCCACUAACAGCGGGCAAGUGCGGAUUCCCCCUCUGUCCAGUCAAUGUCAAAACAACCAUUGUCUUUGGAACUCCUAUUGAAAUGAAAUGCAAAGAACCAGGCAAACCCACAGAUGAAGAAGUCCAAGCCAAACACAAGGAGUUUGUGAUGGCAUUGGAAAAACUAUUUGACGACAAUAAAACGGCACUGGGAUAUGGAGAUCGCAAACUGGAUAUCAUGUAGGUAUAUUAUAAACUUGCUUGGAUCCAAAGUAGCUGUGGGCGUUGAAUUCAUUCAUUGCGCUUGGGUGUCCAUGGAUUGAUCUACAUUUUAUAGAAAGAUUGGUUGCUUCCACGAUGUACGUUCCCGUAAGCGAUGACAUUCUGUUUGGGCUCCUUCAAAAGUCACAAUCUAGAACGGAUUCAGACAAGUGCUGGGGGGCGACGCAUGAGCCCUGGCCUAGGCGUUCCAACAUGCAAGUCUGCUCACCGGCCUCCUCAGAGGGUGGGACGCAACCAGCUAGAGUACGCUUUGGUAAAGAAAGGAACAGUUCAUCACACGAACGGUAGCCUGUAGCUAUUGCAGUGCGGCCUUGCUCCAGCUUUGUAUCAGCCACCACUGUUGUGCUAGCUAGGAGUACUGGUAUUGCCUUCCUGCUUCCUGACAAGCUCUUCUUCAGUGGGAAUGUCGGUUCAUGUAGCGUCUUCUCAGUGAGAGUUCAGUCCUUAUGCUGGUACUACAGGUAGUUCUUACUUGCGCUGUGGUAGUACUCGGCAUCAGACGUUUUGUCUCGCCAGGCAAGGUUAGAAGCACAGAGUUGAAGCUUCAACUGCAAUAAGCAGAAAAGUGAAAUGCUAUGAUGCAACAUCUAUUCAAAUGUACAAGUUAAUAUUUAGUGGGAGUUAUCUACGGGGCAAGCGUAGCGCCUAUGGACAGAUCACUUGACGGCCGAAGUACGUGUGAGUCAGUCUCCAACUCUGCUCCGUUGCUUCCAACUUAACUUAGACAGCAGAAACAGUCGCAUACAAGAACA